CAAGGCAACGGGGCUGGGCAGUCGAAGUUGGGACAAUUUACGGAGGUUUCUGUUGCUGGAUACUCGACGACAAUAAGGAUAUGUAUACAGCUAAUAUGUACAGAAACCUAUUUUUGUGUCCUUAAGCGGAGUAAGGAGGCUAUAUAUGUCAACUAAUUUUUCUACUUAUUUCGCUAGAAAUUUGUAGCUUAACUAAAAAAAAAAUACCCUCCCUUUUCGAACUGAGGAUGAUUUUUGCUAAUACUGGAAACCCACUAAGGACUCCGUAUCGCAAACAGCCACCUGUUGCCCCAUCAUCACACCCCAUGGCUCCACCCAGCCCGAGCACCAACAGCAGCACCAACAACAGCAGCAGCAGUAGCACUGCAGGCUGGGACCAGCUCAGCAAAACAAACCUCUAUAUCCGAGGCCUGUCCCCUUCAACCACAGACCAUGACCUGGUCAAGCUCUGUCAGCCGUAUGGCAAAAUUGUGUCAACAAAGGCAAUCCUGGACAAGACUACAAACAAAUGUAAAGGAUAUGGCUUUGUGGACUUUGACAGCCCUGCUGCAGCUCAGAAAGCUGUCGCUGCCCUGAAGACUACUGGUGUCCAAGCUCAGAUGGCAAAGCAACAAGAACAAGACCCUACAAACUUGUAUAUCUCCAACUUGCCUUUGUCUAUGGAUGAGCAGGAGCUAGAGAAUAUGUUAAAGCACUACGGCCAGGUCAUAUCCACACGCAUCCUGAGAGACUCCAGUGGAACCAGCAGAGGAGUGGGCUUUGCCAGAAUGGAGUCAACUGAAAAAUGUGAUGCUGUCAUUUCUCACUUCAAUGGCAAGUUUAUCAAGACACCUGCAGGUGUUCCAGUACCCCCCGAACCCUUGCUGUGCAAGUUUGCUGAUGGAGGCCAAAAAAAGAGACAAAGUCAGAAUAAAUUUGCCCAGAAUGGUCGGGGUUGGGCAAGGGACGGUGAUUCGAGACUGGCUGGAAUGACACUCACAUAUGACCCCAGUGCAGCUGCUAUGCAGAAUGGAUUUUUCCCACCAGCAUACAGUAUUUCAAACAGGAUGAUUGCUCAAACGUCCAUGUCUCCUUACAUGUCUCCAGUUUCUACAUACCAGGUGCAGAACCCAUCCUGGGUGCCUCAUCAACAGUACAUCAUGCAGCACCCAGGAACAGUGAUAUCGCCCUCUAUGGACCCAUCUUUGUCACUGCAGCCUACUUCUAUGAUGGCCCCCCUUUCACAGCAGAUGAGUCACCUCUCUCUGGGCAGUGCAGGAACGUUUAUGGCCGCCAACACAGCUAUGCAAGGAGCAUAUAUCCCACAGUAUGCACACAUGCAGACAACUACUGUUCCUGUGGAGGAAAAUGGUGCACACUCACAAGUGGACUCAUCCAGAAAUCAUUCCCCAUAUCCAUACCAACAAACCAAGUAGUGCUGAGGUAACACUUGUACAACAGCUAAAACAAUCAUGUCUACAAACGCAAUGGACGCUAAGGAUCUUUUCACUGUUUUGCACAGGUUCUGCAAAUGUUUAAGUGAGACUAUUUUUGGUAUCAUUUCAGAGAGAAUACCUGAGUUCAUCAAAUGAUUCAAAUUAUAUUAAAAAAAAAAAAAAAAGUUUUGAAAAAGUUUUAUUUUCAUACUAGAACGUUUAUUUUUUACCAAGGAUUGCUGCAGGAUACAAGAAAGAAUCAUGUGACUAGUUGUUUCAAGUGCAUGAUAGUCAAUAUGUCUUUUGUUAAUAUUUCCAGAUUUUUUUUUUCUUGAAGAUUUUUUUUCAGCCAGACAUUUCUAAAAUAAUGUUUUUGUGCUUGCUGUGUGAGUGUUGCGAUGGUGAAGUAUUAAUUGUUGUUUUCUUGUAAAGUGAUUUCUCCUAGUACUUUAGAUUGAUCUUGCUGUCUGAUUAAGAUUAUUUGCCUUAAUAGUUGUGAUACAAUAGUUGUACAGACCACAGCAGAGUGGCAAUAAGCAAAAGCUAAUUCCUUUGAAAUCAGCCACAUAAGACUUUUAAAAACAAAAAAAAUAAAACCUGUGUUUUUGCUUUUUCCCUCCCAGAACUGCUAGAAAAGUGGAUGUAAUUUUAGAGAAAAAUGUUUUGAAUGAAAUGACUCCACAUCUGAUGAUUUUAUUGGAUGUAAUAUUUAUUUAGUGAGAAGGCCCUACAUGUUUCUGGAUGUUGGAAUGAUGAAAGAUCACCUUUUGAAUCUUGCCUUUUUGAAUACUUGGUAUUGUAGAGUAGCUGAAAUUGAUCUUUGUGGGGUGGGGGAUGAGAUGGGACUAAUGUAUUUUGUUUGUUGGUUGUGCUUUCGUCUUUUUGGGUGAUGUUAAUUGUUAUUUUGAUGGAUGUCUUUUUCACUUUUAUUUGAAAACCUAACAGGAAAACAUGGACUCAUGAUUGUGCAAAAAACUCAUCAAAGCCUUGUAAUAGAACUUAGAGUUACAGAGUUAGGGGGUAAAAUGAGAUGAAUAUGUGUAUUUAAUUGCACCUCACUCUUUGACAGGAAACAAACAACCUUGGCACUUUCAAUCGUAGUUUACUCCACCAAAGAUCGUGAGCUAGUACACGGAGGAAAUAGCAUCAUUUGUCUCUUUAACUGCAAAUAAGAUUGCAGUUUGGACAGUGUGCCUUUUUUGUACAUUUACAUUCAGUUUUCAUAGGUAUUAGUACAGUGCAGACACACACACAAGCAUGAAGGAAGGCCUGGAUCCAACAAGUGCCACAGAUGAAUUUCAUACUUACAGAAAAUGCAACAUUAUAGUAAAAAUUAAGUUUAAAAUAAAAUAAUUGAAACAAUGAAAGGACAGUGCUAUAAUAGCAGUCUGGUAUGGCAUAGCACUCAAAAAAAUAAGUCUGAUUUUUUUUUUUUUUUUUUGAUCACAGUAGAUUAAAGCAGGCUUUUUGAUUAAGGUGUCCUCUAAUAAGCCUGUGAUUCGACCUGAUGGUCAGUCUGACCAAUUAUCUACCUCAGAGUUUUCUUUCUCCUCUGUAUUAGGUCGGGUUAGCAGGUCCAGCCCGCCCUUCCAGACCAAAUGCCACGCUCAGGAGCUGGCCACAUACAGCUGUUUCCUUUCAGGUUGUUUUGAAUACUUUUUGAUUUUCUCAUCAGACCUAUUUUUUUAUGAUGUAUUAUUGUAAUCAUUGGGAGGGGGCAGCACGUUUCUACUCAUGUGUAUGCAUUCAGUUUUUAUAGUUUCGAAAAAGCUGCUGCUUUUAUGACAAUAGAUUCCAGAGGCGGAUCUAAGAUCUUUAAGACCAACAAUAACAAUGAAGCUUCGUGGUGUUUACUGGAUCUCUGCUCCUUUAAACAAGCAUGUUUGUUGCUUUGUCUUGGGUCUAGACAAACUCGCAGCAGCAUUUCCUCUGUAGUUAACUAGGAUGUGCAACAAAUGUAGGGCCGCUAUACUUGAGAUUUCUGUGUAAUGCCUGAGACUGAGAAGUAAUACUGUCUUGUGAGGUUUAUGCUGCUAAUGGUGUCUGAACCAAGUGCCAUAGUAUCUGGAUCAAGAGUUGCAGAGGUGCAUCAAAGCAAAUUGCUCAUAUAGGUCACCAUCAUGUUGAACAGUCACUAAGUUAUAUGAAAAAGUUCUAAUUUAUGAAAAUUUUUGUACAGACAGCUUAAGGAAAGAAAGAGAUUUUCAUAGUGCUAGAUGAAAGUUUAUUGUUUUUUUUUUUUUUUUACUUGUGCUACAAAUGCCAGUGGUAACUUGUAUGUACAGUUUAAGAAACCUUCCUCUGUAUUUUUGUUUUGUAGUGUUUGUUAAAGCCAAAGACUUCUGCUUUUUUUUAGUAGCUUGUUGCCUAAGGUUUAUUCUGUUCAUUUCUUUGACAUUUUUUGAAUAAAAAAAUUAAAAAUGUUCACCUUUUA
Molecule: messenger RNA, 3849 nt
Organism: Seriola aureovittata
Lineage: Eukaryota; Metazoa; Chordata; Actinopteri; Carangiformes; Carangidae
Gene: rbms1b
Product: RNA-binding motif, single-stranded-interacting protein 1
Exons: 13
Coding region: 228-1415 (395 amino acids)
Cellular component (GO): cytosol; ribonucleoprotein complex; nucleus
Molecular function (GO): poly(A) binding; poly(U) RNA binding; mRNA 3'-UTR binding
Source: RefSeq, a predicted model, not a curated record